AUGGUCUCUCUAUCGUGGGGCUUCCUGUUGGCAUGUUCAAUCGCUUGUCAUGCCACCGCUCAUUCCAUUGACUCUAACUACCGAAUCGAUGUUCACUCUCACGCCAUCCCGGAAAUUUGGAAACAGGCAAUGAUAUCAGCAGGUUUUCCGAUCGAGAAUGGCACGUUGUACAAUGAUGGCGCUCCUGUUCCCGAUUGGUCACUAGACACACAUAUUACCUCCAUGGAUACCCUCGGCCUCGGAAAAUUAACUUACUCCUUUACGACUACACGAAAGCCCAUCCAACUCGAUUGGGAGCACUCUGUCUUCUUCCUCUUCCUCAUGUCAGCGAGGCGGUCAAAGAGCUUGAGGUAUAAUGUGUUUCUACCAAUCUGGCUUGGAGCACAUCCUGAUUUCUGCCUCUAUCUUGGAAACUUUGACCUGGAACCGAUUUUUAAAGCCUUGGAUAAACGCAGCGCCGGUGUUUUUGUUCAUCCAGCUUCUCCGGCAUGUACCUCUGUCGGUCUGGGUCAUCCCAUGCCUAUGAUUGAGUACCCUUUCGAUACAGUGCGUGCUAUAGAGAAUCUACUUCUUACUGGUCAGCGUGCGAGAUACCCGGAUCUCAAUAUUAUUUUCUCGCAUGGCGGCGGAGCGAUACCAUAUCUUGCUACUCGCAUUGCUGGCGUUGCAACACUUCCCUAUGAAGGUGGGAUAGAAUUUCCCGAAACUCUCGCCCAGCUCGCCGGAUACUAUUUUGAUCUCGCAAGCGCGACCUCUGCCAUCCAGCUUGCAGCCUUGAAGAGUUUCAUUGGUGCCAAAAAGCUCGUGACUGGAAUUGACUGCACAGCCGGGGCUAGUCGGUAUACAAAACAAUGGCAACUUUACAGAUAA
Molecule: messenger RNA, 870 nt
Organism: Penicillium waksmanii
Lineage: Eukaryota; Fungi; Ascomycota; Eurotiomycetes; Eurotiales; Aspergillaceae
Product: Amidohydrolase 2
Exons: 4
Coding region: 1-870 (289 amino acids)
Biological process (GO): secondary metabolic process
Cellular component (GO): cytoplasm
Molecular function (GO): carboxy-lyase activity
Source: RefSeq, a predicted model, not a curated record